Messenger RNA from Perca fluviatilis (European perch), 2958 nucleotides. It is a transcript of the gene atp6v1c1b, whose product is annotated as ATPase H+ transporting V1 subunit C1b. Gene Ontology annotation, biological process: proton transmembrane transport. Gene Ontology annotation, molecular function: proton-transporting ATPase activity, rotational mechanism. Lineage: Eukaryota; Metazoa; Chordata; Actinopteri; Perciformes; Percidae. The record is from RefSeq and is a predicted model, not a curated record. Gene Ontology annotation, cellular component: vacuolar proton-transporting V-type ATPase, V1 domain; lysosomal membrane. Bases 223 to 1371 code for a protein of 382 amino acids. The transcript is spliced from 13 exons.
AGCAGCUUUGCGCAGUCGCACAACAACUGCCCCUGAUCAGCUGACUGUGAGAUGCUGUGUUGAAGCACCUUUGAGUCGAAAAGCUGUUAUUAUCUGCUCUAUGUAUGGGAAGCUGCGACUGUUUAAUUGAAUUACACCGUGUGGACCAAAUACUGAAGCCAUUAAACACGCCGUAACGUCCUUGCGUCAAAGGCCCAGUGGACAAACCUCUUACCAGCAGCCAUGACAGAAUUCUGGUUGAUCUCCGCUCCGGGGGAGAAGACGUGCCAGCAGACCUGGGACAAGCUGAUGGUGGCCACCACGCGCACCAACAACCUCUCGGAUAACAACAAGUUCAACAUCCCUGAUCUCAAGGUUGGAACACUAGAUGUCUUAGUGGGUCUGUCAGAUGAACUGGCUAAACUAGACACUUUUGUGGAAAGUGUGGUGAAGAAGGUCGCUCAGUAUAUGGCAGAUGUCCUGGAGGACAGCCGAGACAAAGUGCAGGAGAACCUACUUGCUAAUGGAGUUGACCUGGUCACCUAUAUCACCAGAUUCCAGUGGGACAUGGCUAAGUAUCCAAUCAAACAGUCGCUGAAAAACAUCUCUGAGAUCAUCUCCAAGCAAGCAGCUCAGAUAGACAAUGACCUGAAGGCCAGAGCUUCAGCCUACAACAACCUAAAGGGAAACCUGCAAAACCUGGAGAGGAAAAAUGCGGGGAGCUUGUUGACCAGGAGUUUGGCUGACAUAGUGAAGAAAGAGGACUUUGUACUGGACUCAGAGUACUUGAUUACCAUGCUGGUGGUUGUCCCAAAGACAAGCUAUGUUGACUGGCAGAAGGAGUAUGAAACCCUUGCUGAAAUGGUUGUGCCACGCUCCACAAAGCUGCUGUUUGAAGACCACGACAGCGGCCUGUUCAGUGUCACUCUCUUCAGGAAGGCUAUAGAUGACUUCAAGCACAAGGCCAGGGAAAACAAGUUUACAGUUCGUGAUUUUCAGUACAAUGAAGAGGAGAUGAAGGCAGACAAAGAAGAGAUGACACGUUUGUCCACUGACAAGAAGAAACAGUUUGGGCCUCUGGUACGAUGGCUGAAAGUAAAUUUCAGCGAAGCCUUCAUCGCGUGGAUUCACAUAAAAGCCCUGCGCGUGUUUGUUGAGUCAGUAUUGAGAUAUGGGCUGCCAGUGAACUUCCAGGCCAUGCUGCUCCAGCCCAACAAGAAGAACAUGAAGAAGCUGAGAGAGGUGCUCUCUGAACUGUACAAACACCUGGACAGCAGUGCUGCGAUCAUUGAUGCCUCUAUGGACAUCCCAGGACUGAACUUGAGCCAGCAGGAGUACUACCCCUAUGUUUACUACAAGAUUGACUGCAACCUGCUGGACUUCAAAGUCUAGAUACAUUGCCGCCAUUAUCAUCUCCCUCCCUGUGCAGUAGUAUUCUGAUGUGACUUGUUCACUUAUCCAAGCUAUGAGUUAUUUCCACCCUGUUUUUCCUGUGUGUGUGUGUGGUUUUUUUUUUAAUAACAUUUAUGUCCUCCCAUCCUCUUUCCCUCCCUCAUGCUCAUGGUACAUUCCUGGGUCCAUAUUAAAUACGCUGUUGAACUUCUGUUCUAAAUAUAUUGGCUGAAAUAUGGGCCGUCUUCUUUGUUAUUUGUCACUUUCUCUUUGUACCACGCUGUAAAAGUGAAUAGCUCCCUAGUGUGCACCCAUCAAAAUGGUUGACAUUCCCCAUCAAAGGUACUAUAAAAUGUUGCAUUUCUAUUGUUUCUUUUUUCCUGCUGCCCUACUUUAUUCAAAGCAACAACAACAACAACAACAGUACACAUGUGGGGGAAAUGGUAAAAAAUAAAUGUAUGUUAAAUAUAGUAUUUAUUUAAAGCCUCUAAAUCAGUGAAUAUGUUAUUGUUUGUUCAGUUUUUGAAAGUGAUGUGUUUUUAGCUCCAUGUAAGGAAUGUCUGUUUACAAGUAGACCAUCGUUUCGCCCCACUAAAGCUGUAAUCCUGUGAAAUAUUGAGAUGAAUCAUUUUACAGUAUAAAGAAGCAAUAUGUUUGCUGAUUGUAUGCUUAUAUAAUUUCUGCAUAUCAAGCAGUUUAAGAAAAAUAAUGAUAAAGGUCUAUGUGCAAAUAUAGUUAUACAGUAUAACUGAAAAUUACACCACAUAUUUAAAAUAAAUGUGAAAAAUAAAUACUCUAUGUGAUAUAUACUUGACUUUUGCUCACUGUUCUUUUUAGCUGCAGAAUAAAGUUGAUAAAGUCUUCUCAGGCUGAUAUAAACCAACUUCACAAUCUAUCAAUCCUAUAUGGGGCGAAGAACAAUAGAAAAUCAGUUCUAUUAGACAUCAUUUAAAACCUAGACUUAAAAGGACAUGUAUUGAAAACAUAUUGUAAGCUAACAGUUUACCAGAACAGAUUCAAAUAUUUGCUCAAGAUUUUAAGUUUUGAGUCACACUCGAACAUUUGUUCUCUGUUGUGCUACAGAUUCGAUCCAGACAGCAAGUAUAUUUGGGAAACAUAAGUAAGUCCACAUGGAACUUGAAGUACAAAAGAGAGAUUUCUUUAAUAAGGUUUCACCACGGAAAUUAUUUCAUUUUGAAAUUAAGGUUUGCCUUUAGGGGCUAUGGAGCUAGCUCAAGAGUUUUGUUUUUAAUUUCACAUAUCUCAGUUUGGUACCCCUUUCUAAUAAAGCUUCCUUUAAAAUGGGGUUAUACGUUGUAACUAAUGGCUGUAUUAUUGGUUAAUAAAUUAUUAUAAUGGAUCAAACCAUUAAUAAGAACAACUUUGGGAUUACCAAAUGAUGACAAAUCCCUUUAGCUGGUGUUUAUCCUCCUCUACACUUGUUUUGUUCCCCUCUUUAACCAGAAAGACCGCUCCAAUGGACUGUAAAUGUUUUAUUGACUACGUAUUAACAUUUACAACUACAGAUUGGAUGGAUUGUUGUAAAACCUCUUUAUUACAUGCUGAAAGUAAAACUUUCAAAAUCUA